CACCAUCAGAGAGCGGAGAGCCGCAGCGCCGCCAGCCAACCAGCUUGCCGCCUCCCGUCGCGCGGGAACGCACAGAAAGAGACCAGCAGAGGUCGAGGUCGGGCGGUCUCGAUCGAGCUGAUGGGCCGCCAACCUGCAGCAUGCCGCGCCGCCGUCUCCGUGGCGCCGCCCACGGCGCGCGCCCUACUAGUUCUCGCCGCCGCCCUCGCCGUGAUCCUCCUCGCGGCGCCGGCGCCGGCGGCGCUGGCGGCGUGGGUGGACUACCCGUCGGGGGUGCCGUGCGGGGAGACGUUCCCGGUGGAGCAGUGCGACCCCGGGGACGCGGCGGCCAACAGCGCGUGCAUGGACAUGUGCCACUACGGCGGGUGCCGGCGCGGCGGCCAGUGCGUGUCCCUCGGCUUCGCCCGGGGCCGGGGCUGCCACUGCAAGUGCUAGCAGGCCUCCUGCUACCUCUGGCCGCCGGGCUGUUGCCGAAGGAGCAGCGGCAGGAGAGCUUUCGUAGCACACUUACACUAGCGUACGGUAGGCGCCGGGAGUAGUGUAUCCGCAUGUUGAAUUUGGUGACCCUUUUCUUUCUUUCUUUCUUUUUUGUUGGCAUGGUGCUUGCGUUUGUUUGUUCUUCUUCGUUCUGCCGCCUUUUGUGCCCAGAGCGUACAUGUGAGUUUGCACUUUGUAGGCGGCGAGAGACAGAGAAACAGGGGAGGGAAGAGCGAAUCGCCAGAGGUGCCUUUCGCUCGCCCGCCUCUGCUGUCGGCCUCUCUUGCUUUCCAUUUUUACCUAGUACGUACUAGUAGCUGUUUUGCUAGUUGAGGCGUACGUUAAGCCUGUCGCAGAUCAAGUUCCAAUCAGAGGCCGGUGUUUCAAGUGGCUGUUACAUUGUGCACUGAGAACAGAGACAGGUUCUUCCUCCCACUCCAAAGCUCUGAACUCUCGCAGUGCCAGUGCCAGCGUAACCAUGUCUACAUCGGACGACAAAAUAUUGGGCACCUGCUGUAUGUAACCUCUUCGUACAGAAAGAUCACAUAUUAUUAUUA
Molecule: messenger RNA, 1034 nt
Organism: Panicum virgatum (switchgrass)
Lineage: Eukaryota; Viridiplantae; Streptophyta; Magnoliopsida; Poales; Poaceae
Exons: 2
Coding region: 121-435 (104 amino acids)
Source: RefSeq, a predicted model, not a curated record